This is a messenger RNA of Astyanax mexicanus (Mexican tetra), 5613 nucleotides long. RefSeq names its product GTPase activating Rap/RanGAP domain like 3 (gene garnl3). Bases 539 to 3691 code for a protein of 1050 amino acids. The transcript has 31 exons. Gene Ontology annotation, biological process: activation of GTPase activity; regulation of small GTPase mediated signal transduction. Gene Ontology annotation, cellular component: cytoplasm. The record is from RefSeq and is a predicted model, not a curated record. Lineage: Eukaryota; Metazoa; Chordata; Actinopteri; Characiformes; Acestrorhamphidae. Gene Ontology annotation, molecular function: GTPase activator activity.
GGACUCGGCGGCUGGGGCAGCAGAUAGUGGAGCUACCCCGGUCUUCAGGGGAGUCCGUUAACGGAACACACGGCGGCUGGGAAGAGCAGAGCGGAGCGGAGCAGGAGAGAGGAGGGACGGAGGGAGAAACGCCUUUUAUAGCUUUAAACCAGCCCUUCUCUGUAGUUGUAGCUCAAGUUGUGGUUCGGCUCUGGCAAGUUUAAGCCCACUUGUGUGCAGAAACUGAGACAGACCUGAGUCUGGAUGGAGUUUGUGAGGUGUUUCCUCAGCACGGUUUUUUUGAGCCAGCGCUUCUCCUCAUUCUCCGCCGCAGCAGCAGCAGCAGCAGCUCACUGACUUUUCAUUUAUUUCUGUUUUCCUGAGGUAAAAACGUAUUUUUUCUUUUCUCUCCGCGUGCCUCGCUUUCUCUCUCACCACAUACUGUACACCACACGCUCCUGCGGUGUGUGUGAGUGUGUGUUUUAAUCCGUUUCUCUCGGUCUGCUGCGCCUCCACUGUGGCUCCGUGGAUUUAAGCGGCUGGAAGUGUCCUGUCCACGAUGAGCUCGGACAUUAACAUGUACCUGGGCCGGGAGAAGGCGGGCAUCAUGAGAAAGAGAGCCCAUCUGCUGAGGAAAGGCUGCAGCUUCGAAAUAACGAGUUCUGCCUCAGAAGAUCUGGGCUGCAGGAGAGGCGAUUUCAGUCGGAAGCACUACGGAUCAGUGGAACUGCUGAUCUCCAGCGAUGCAGAUGGAGCCAUACAGAGAGCCGGGAGGUUCAGGGUGGAGAAUGGCUCGUUAGAUGAGACUAUGGACUACACCCCAGGAACCUGGAGAAGAACAGAUGUCCAUCUGGAGAACCCAGAGUACCACACCAGAUGGUUCUUCAAGUACUUCCUGGGAAAAGUACAUCAGAACUAUGUUGGUGUGGAUGCAGAGAAGAACCCAUUCUACCUUUCUGUGGUUCUGUCAGACCAGAACAACCAGAGAGUUCCCCAGUACAGAGCCAUCCUCUGGCGCAAGACGGGUACUCUUAAGAUUAGCCUCCCCUACAGCCCAACGAAAACACUAUCAGUCAAAUCGAUAUUAAGUGCCAUGAACAUGGAGCGUUUUGAGAAGGGCCCUAGAGAGAUCCUCAACCCAGAGAUCCAAAAGGAUCUACUGGUGCUAGAGGAGCAAGAGGGCAGUGUAAACUUUAAAUUUGGGGUGCUCUUUGCCAAAGAUGGUCAGCUGACAGAUGAUGAAAUGUUCAGUAAUGAGACUGGAAGUGAAAACUUUGAGAAGUUCUUGAAUCUGCUUGGUGACAAAAUCUGUCUGCAGGGCUGGGCUGGGUAUAGAGGAGGCCUUGACACUAAGAAUGACACUACAGGAAUAAACUCCAUCUACACAGUUUAUCAGGGUCAUGAGCUCAUGUUCCAUGUAUCUACCAUGUUACCUUACUCUAAAGAGAAUAAGCAACAGGUGGAGAGGAAAAGACAUAUUGGGAAUGACAUUGUCACCAUCGUAUUCCAGGAAGGAGAUGAUGCCUCGCCAUCCUUCAAGCCCUCCAUGAUCCGAUCUCAUUUCACUCAUAUUUUUGCCUUAGUUAGAUAUAACAGUCAGAAUGACAGCUAUAGGUUGAAAAUUUUCUCAGAGGAGAGCGUGCCAUUGUUUGGGCCACCUCUUCCUCCCCCACCAGUGUUCACAGACCACCAGGAGUUCAGGGACUUUUUACUAGUCAAAUUAAUAAAUGGAGAGAAAGCCACUCUUGAAACCCCAACGUUUGCUCAGAAACGUCAGCGAACACUCGACAUGCUGAUUAGGUCUCUGUACCAAGACCUUAUGCCAGACUUGCACAAGGUUCCCUUCUCUCCGCAGAACAUGCUCAAUCGGCGAUCUUUCAGUGACGUUCUGCCCGAGUCACCCAAGUCAGCUCGCAAGAAGGAGGAGGCACGGCAGGCGGAGUUUGUCCGCAUAGGACAGGCACUGAAGUUGAAAACCAUAGUUAAAGGGGACGCUCCUACUAGUCUAGUCAACACUGGCCUUUGCAGGAAAGAGCCGUGGGAGUCUCAGUCUUUCUGCAGUAGCUUUGCAUAUGACAUUGUCUGCGGGGAUUCCUGGGGUCAGUCAUUACUGGUUGCCACGGACUCAGCAGGGGUCAUGCUGUUGGAGGCCUCCGAUCCACUACUGUCCAAUGCAGAUUCUCCAGCCCUGCCUCCUGUGCAAGUUUUCGACAAAACUCUAACCGUCAAACAGAUGCACGUCCUAGAACCUCAGGAUCUUCUCAUCACAAGGGCCGAUAAAGGGAAGGAUGCCCGUCUCUAUGUGUACAGACUGAGCACACUCAAGCGAGGGAUAGAGGAGAGGCAACUAGUCCGUACCAAAUGCGACAGCAGAGAGAACAAGUUGGAGAAAACUCGGGGAUGCCAUCUCUACUCCAUUAACACACACCAUGGGGUGGAGCUUCGCAUCGUUGCAGCGAUAAGGAACAAGCUCCUCCUCAUCACAAGGAAACAGCCACGCUUUGACAGCAUAUCUUCUGUAGGCAUGAGCACUGGAACCAGUGAUUCACCAGUAGAGGAGUUCCAGUACAUUCGGGAGAUCUGCCUGUGUGACACUCCUGUCAUCAUGGCGCUGGUUGAUGGGCCGACAGGCGAGAACGAUCACAUGAUCUGCGUGGCCUAUAAACACCAGUUCGACCUCAUCAACGAGAGCACAGGAGAUGCAUACAGAUUACAUCAUGUAGACUCAAACCGGGUGAAUUUUGUAGCAGCCAUAGACGUGUAUGAAGACGGGGAAGCUGGAUUACUGCUCUGCUAUAACAAUCUCUGCGCCUAUAAGAAGGUGUGUCCGUUUAAUGGAGCCACGCCCAUGAUUCAGCCCAACUCUUCAGACUUUCACUUCAGCUGGAAUCAGAUGCCCAACAGCAUCGUGUGUGCAUUCCCCUACAUUCUGGCGUUCACCACCGACUCCAUAGAGAUUCGACUGGUCGUCAAUGGAAACCUGGUGUACACUGCUGUGGUUCCUGAGCUCCAGCUGGUUGCGUCUAGGUCUGACAUCUACUUCAUAUCAUCAGCUCCAGUAAACUCUGCCUCUAACUGUAGCUCCAGAGACACCAGUUCCCAAAGCUCUCCUCAGACACCAACAGGAUAUGAGAUGCCCAUUUUCCCCUCUCCCCUUGGAGAUGAUUGUAUUCGGAUCCCAUAUGGCACCAAGCUUUCCCUCUACAUGUCUAAAGACUCUGAAGCUGAAGCUCCCUCCAAACAAAUCUAUAAGAUUCCACUCAGUAAUCUUGUUGGGCGAAGCAUAGAGAGGCCUCUUAAGUCCCCACUGGUCAAUAAGGUGCUGACAGCCCCUGGUUCUGGUGUGAUAGCUCCUGCCCCUAUGAUCGCGACCACACCCUCUCUCUCACUGUCCCGCAUGGAGAUCAAAGAGAUCGCAAGCCGUACACGAAAAGAACUGCUGGGCUUAACUGAAGAGCCCAGCAGUAAGGCAGAUAGCAGCUCAGUCAAACAAAGGAAAAUGAGCAAGAAAACAAAGGAAGAAGAGAAAAGGAGACCUGCAGGAUCUGCCAGCACUGAGCAAGUGGGGCUGGAGUGUGUUGACGGUGACAUUGACAUACAGCGGCACUGCUCCUCUGGCUCAGAGCAGGAACUUCGUGAAGGCAGCCCACCCGUGGCCAGUACUUUAACGCUCUCGACUUCCUUCGAGGAGGACAUCCUGGACCUGAAGUGAUGACAAUCCCACAGUGUACCUCUUGUAGCUCCUCCUCUGCACCACCUGCGGUCCUUUUGUUUGUUAGUUUGUUUUUUAAAUAUUGUUUUUGUUUUCUUAUUUGAACUCUUGUAUUUGUCCUUAGUCCGCUUACUUACUCAGUGUGUGGUGUAGAAAUGGACCCCCAAAGCUUUGCACCUGAGUGAGUUUACAUUAAUCAGUGUGAUGAAGGAUAAAAUGCGUGUGCGUCUUGUUUAGUGAGACUUACGGACAGUGAUCAUUUUAAACCGCUGGACGAAUCGAGCAACACGGACGAGCGCCGUCUUUGGAAUGGAGUGGGCCGCAAAGGCACAGGUCCUAGAUCAGGUUUUGAACACAUGAAGCUUUACAGGACACACCUAAUGAUAAUGUAGCCAUGGAAAACAAAAGUCAGAAUUUCAGGUCAUAGGAUUGACCCAAGACUCUAGGUCAAGGUAAGGCAUUAAUAAACCAAGCCUGAAUGUAAUACUGAAGCACCUAAAUCACAACAAAAUAUCUAUUUUAACUAACGUUGUGAUUUGAGUGUCUUCUAUAUCUGUCAGUUGCACAUUGUAAUAGUGAAAAAUUAUAAAAAAUGAACUUGUGCAUCUCAGGCUGUAGCUGCACCUGUGAACUUACAUACAGUUUGCACACACACUCAUGUACACACAUACACACACAAAUAAAUAUAUAAAUGUCCUAUCUAUAAAUAUUUAAUAAUUAAAUAUACAGGUGAGUUUAAUGUUAUACUCUACCCUUUGGCAAACAGGGCAGAAGUCUCCCACAAGUGCCAUUUUUUUCCUACAACUCCUAGCAACUGCAGUGAAUCAGAUUGGCCACAGACUACAUUUUCCAUGAGGCAAACAGCUACACCUAGAAGCAACUGACACAAAAAGCUCUAAACUUUGUUUCAUUAUUAGCACAUGCGCUUUGCCUCACAAUGUUCAGCUUAACACUAUAAGUGCACUCUUUAAAAAAUGCUUUUGCCUAUGAAAAAAGGGCUCUGGAACACCUGCAUGCCUCCCUUGAGUCCCAUUACAAACUAAAAGGGAUUUUCUAUACUAAAAUGUUAGAAUUAGGAUUUAAUACGUUCACAAAUCAUAGACAUUUUAGACACUGGGAGCAAAACUAUCAGAAAUAAACACAGAGCAGAUUAGAUUCUGUAAUAUCAGGUAAAAGAAAGAGAGUCUAGUUAAGGUCAGUGAAGUAAGAGUCAGAGACAGUAAAUAUAACAGAGGGAGAAUACAGGCAUCAGUCUUGGAUAACUUGGUGCCAUGUUGUGGUUCAGUUUCUGCUAAGCUAAAUGCAUGCCCCCCUGCCCUGCUCCUCUCCCCCUCACCUACCCUUUCUGACUCUCUUUGUAUGUUUUACCCACACUACUCAACACUAGUAGCAGCCUGACUAAAAAAAGGGAAAAACAUGGGACUAUUUUUGCAAAUUAAAGUUUUAAAUGUUAUUUAUUUUAUUAUUGCUCUUUGAAAGGAGUUGCGGUGGAGCUGGAGACUGACGGAUGAUGUGUAAAAUCUUUACUUUUUUUUAAAAGCACUUCGUUCUCUUUGCCUCCCGUUCACACGAUUCACUCGCUCCUAAACUGUUUUCGCAGUGGUUUUGUAUCUUAAUCAAUAUUAACUGUUUAGACUGUUGCUGAAAUUCUGUGAUAUUGAAAUGAAACAAAAAAAUUAUAAAAAAAAACAACAAAACAAAACAAACAAAAAAAAAAAAACACCAAGUGUCUUAAAAUAUUGUAUCGCCAUUGUUUUUAAUGCCAAGUACUACUUGUAAAUGUUUGUGUUUCAGAUGUGGCCUCAAACUAAAAUAUUAUUAUAUUAUUAUUAUUAUUAUAGCUUUUAUUUGAUCAAGUGCUGUUGACCACUGCUGUAGUUCAUAUUGUUCAUUGAUAUGAAAUAAAUAUUUAUGAAAUUUCA